GUUUUUGUGCUGAUCCAAAGUGUGCUGGAGAUUUUCACAGAAGAGGAUUUCAAAGAGAACGGCACUUCCUUACCGGAAGUGAUUCAAAGAGUCGGAGAAUGCUCUGAAAAGAACACCUUUGCCGAGCCUAACCUUGGAGGUGCACAGAGAGCUGUUGUAGACAUCAUGGACUAUCAACAACAGCAUCUAUUCGAAGUCUUCGACACCAAACAAGCCGACAUGGACGCGGUGUUUGAAUACAACAUUCUGGAUCCGCAUGACGCGGGCGCCACCGAAAAACGAAUAUUGGACGCCCUGAGCACUGUUGCGUCAGAGCAGAGAGUUUUUUGGUUGAGGAUUCUUCAGGACCUGGUGUUUGCGACGGGGGUCGUGGGUCACACCGACAGCUGGAAGAAGACGAGGUCGAUUCGACUGGCGGCAGAGCUGCACGUGCACCUUGGCGCCC
Molecule: messenger RNA, 445 nt
Organism: Lymnaea stagnalis (great pond snail)
Lineage: Eukaryota; Metazoa; Mollusca; Gastropoda; Lymnaeidae
Source: the annotation of a GenBank genome assembly